This is a messenger RNA of Arvicanthis niloticus (Nile rat), 6973 nucleotides long. It is a transcript of the gene Greb1, whose product is annotated as growth regulating estrogen receptor binding 1. The record is from RefSeq and is a predicted model, not a curated record. Gene Ontology annotation, biological process: multicellular organism development. Lineage: Eukaryota; Metazoa; Chordata; Mammalia; Rodentia; Muridae.
AGUUGGCUACGUUUCUAGAAGGAAGGACGGCUCUCUGCUCUGUGAUCCUGGCAUCUAGCCCACAGGACGACAGUUGAUCGAGUUUUAUAUAAAUGAAAGUAGCUGCGGAGAGCCGCCCUCUCCUGUCUGGGGCUGAGCAGAGGCCGCAACCCGUCCCUUCUUGCUGCUGCUGCUGCUGCUGUUGCUGCUGCUGCUCUGUUUGGCUCUGUUUGCCUCUUCAUUGGGCUUUGUGUGGAGUCAGCCCUUCUCGGCAGAACUGAAAUGUCAUUUUGACCAGAAGACUUCAUCCUCUUUGUGCUCUGGAGAUGGGCAAUUCCUAUGCUGGACAGCUAAAGAGCACGCGGUUUGAAGAGGUCCUCCACAACUCCAUCGAGGCUUCCUUACGCUCCAACACCCUGGUGCCCCGGCCCAUCUUCUCCCAGCUGUAUUUGGAGGCUGAGCAGCAGUUGUCAUCAUUAGAAGGUGGCAGCCGAGCGGACAACGAGGAAGAAGAAGAAGAUGGAGAAGGAGGGUUAGAACCCAGCAGUCCCCCAAAUGCCUACCAGCUGCCCCCUCCUCCUGAAGGCUGUUGUACCACGGAUGGCUUCUGUCAGGCUGGGAAGGACCUACGUCUUGUCUCCAUCUCCAGUGAGCCCAUUGAAGUCCCUGCAGGCUUCCUCCUGGUGGGUGCCAAGUCUCCCAGCCUGCCGGACCACCUCCUGGUGUGUGCAGUGGACAAGAGGUUCUUGCCCGAUGACAAUGGCCAUAAUGCCCUGCUCGGUUUCUCUGGAAAUUGUGUUGGCUGUGGGAAGAAAGGCUUCUGCUACUUCACCGAGUUCUCCAACCACAUCAACCUGAAGCUGACCACACAGCCCAAGAAGCAGAAGCACCUCAAGUACUAUCUGGUCCGAAAUGCACAAGGGACAUUGACCAAAGGACCUCUGAUUUGCUGGAAAGGCUCUGAGUUCAGAAGUCGGCAGAACUCCGCCAACACCUGCUCCAGCUCUCUCUUCCCACCGCUGGAGGGCUCGGGCUCCCUGGCUGCCUUCCCCACUGAGCCUGCUCCUGGGACAAACCCCAGUGUCCCAGUGGGAGCUCAACAGGCAGGACCAGCCUCUGAUCACCCCUCAGUGACCACAGCAACAGGUCCUGCUGUCUUCAAUGGCAAGGAUUCCCCCAAGCACCCACAGCUGGUGAAGAGUAGCCUGUCUGCCCUGCCACGCCCCUCAGCCUUAGGUAUCUUACCAAACUCUGGGCCUCCCAAAAAACGGCACAAAGGGUGGUCUCCAGAGUCUAAAUCAACCACGGAUGGAGGCUUCAUCCAGGGUGGUGGCAACAGAGCUAAGCAUGAAGGUCCCAGCAUGCCUUGUGUGCCCCAGGCUGGCUUGGUGGGACCAGCUUCAGUCACCUUCCCCGUGGUGGCCUCUGGUGAACCAGUGUCUGUUCCGGACAACUUGCUGAAAAUAUGCAAGGCCAAGCCAGUGAUAUUUAAAGGCCACGGGAACUUCCCCUACCUCUGUGGAAACCUGAAUGAUGUGGUCGUCAGCCCCCUACUCUACACCUGCUACCAGAACUCGCAGUCGCUUUCCAGAGCGUAUGAGCAACACGGUGCCUCCACCAUGCAGCCCAUAUCUGAGGAGACGCAGCUGCUGCUGACCGUCUACUACCUCGUCCAACUGGCUGCAGACCAGGUGCCACUGAUGGAGGACCUGGAGCAGAUCUUCCUGCGCUCCUGGCGUGAAUCACACCUGACAGAGAUAAGGCAGUACCAGCAGGCUCCUCCACAGCCUUUUCCUCCAGCCACCAGCACAGCAGCACCUGUGACUUCUGCACAGCUGCCCUGGCUGGCGGGCCUGGCCGCCAGCUCUUGUAAUGACAGUGUGCAUGUUAUUGAGUGUGCUUACUCCCUGGCCGAGGGCCUCUCUGAGAUGUUCCGGUUGCUCAUCGAGGGAAAACUCUCCAAGACCAACUAUGUGGUCAUCAUCUGUGCCUGCCGGAAUGCUGCCAUUGACUCUUGUAUUGCUGUUACGGGGAAAUACCAAGCCCGGAUUCUCUCUGAGAGUCUCCUCAGUCCUGCAGAGUACCAGAGAGAAGUCCACUAUGAGCUGGUCACUGGCAAAGUGGACUCGCUGGGGGCCUUUUUUAGCAGCCUCUGUCCAGAGGGUGACAUUGACAUUUUGCUGGACAAAUUUCACCAGGAAAAUCAAGGCCACGUUUCUUCCUCAUUCACUGCUUCCUCUACCAAGAAAACAGCUGUGCUGGAUGCCAGUGGGGUUCCCGUGUGCACAAGUUACCAUCAGGAGCCACGGGGCAUCCGGCCCUUUCAGCUGGCGGUGGCACAGAAGCUCCUUUCCCACGUGUGCUCAAUCGCAGAUUCCAGCACCCAGAAUCUGGACUUGGGGUCCUUCGAGAAGGUGGACUUUCUCAUUUGCAUUCCACCGUCAGAGGUGACCUACCAGCAGACCGUGUUCCGUGUCUGGCAUUCAGGGGUUCUGCUGGAGCUGGGCCUGGAGAAAGAGCCUGUGACCAAGCAGAGGGCGGAGCAACACGUUCUGAAACUAGACACGGAGGCCCAGGCAAGAUUUAAGGCCUUUCUGCAAAGCUCCUUCCAGAACCCACAUACGCUCUUUAUCCUCAUCCACGACCACGCCCACUGGGAUCUAGUGAGCAGUGCUGUUCAUAAUAUCUACUCUCAAAGUGACCCAUCUGUGGGAUUAGUGGACAGACUGCUCAACUGCCGAGAGGUGAAAGAGGCUCCCAACAUUGUGACCCUCCAUGUGACCUCUUUCCCGUAUGCGCUGCAGACUCAGCACACCCUCAUCAGCCCCUACAAUGAGAUCCACUGGCCCAUCUCUUACAGUAAUGGAGUGGACCUAUAUCAUGAGAGUAAGAAGUACUUCGGGCUGUCUGAGUUUAUUGACUCCACCCUGUCAGGACACAGUCUUCCUCUGCUCCGAUAUGACAGCUCCUUUGAGGCCAUGGUCACUGCACUGGGGAAAAGGUUCCCCCGCCUGCACAGCGCGGUGAUCAGGACCUUUGUUCUUGUGCAGCACUAUGCGGCCGCCAUGAUGGCCGUGAGUGGCCUCCCGCAGAUGAAGAACCAUACAUCAGUGGAAACACUAGAGAUCACCCAGAACCUCCUCAACUCCCCGAAGCAGUGCCCCUGUGGCCACGGGCUCAUGGUCCUGCUGCGCGUGCCCUGUUCACCCCUGGCAGCUGUGGCCUAUGAGCGACUGGCCCAUGUGAGGGCUCGGUUGGCUCUGGAGGAACACUUUGAGAUCAUCCUGGGCCACCCCAGCUCCAGCAUCAGUGUGGGCAAGCACUUUGUGAAGCAGCUCAAGAUGUGGCAGAAAAUUGAGGACGCAGAAUGGAGGCCUCAGACUUACUUGGAGUUGGAGGGCCUGCCCUGCAUCCUAAUCUUCAGUGGGAUGGACCCUCAUGGGGAGUCAUUGCCACGGUCUCUGAGGUACUGUGACCUGCGUCUAAUAAACUCCUCCUGCCUGGUGAGGACAGCCCUGGAGCAGGAACUGGGUCUGGCUGCCUACUUUGUUAGCAACGAUAUCCCCUUGGAGAAGGGGCCCAAGAAUGAGGCCCUGGAGAGUGAUGGGGAGAAGCUAAGCAGCACAGAUGAAGAUGAGGAGGCGGGGACAGAAGGAUGUUUUGAAGCAGGCUCUACCUCAGAGCAGAGGGGCCCUGUGAAGAGGGAACGCUCCCACUCUCAUGACUCUGCAUCUUCGUCCCUCUCCUCCAAAGCAUCUGGCUCAGUGCUCUAUGGUGAGUCCCUGGCUCAACCCUCAGGACCUCCUCAGGGAGAGCUUGCCAGAUCACCUCCACCCUGUGGCCCUGCAGAGGAGAGCAGGACACCUGGGGAGAUACAACGGCUCCGAGUGAGUCAGGGACCUACCGUCAUCAGUAGGCACAGUCCUGGCCUGGCCCCACAGCCUGAUUCUAGCCUCAGGACUGGCCGGAGGAGCCUGCAAGUGCCAGCCGCCCCAUCCUCCCAGCUGUCCUCUUCCUCCUCCUCUUCCUCGGGCUCAUCAUCCACAUGUGCAGUGCCCACUGCCAAUGUACUGGUCCUUCAAGCUUCUCAGUGUUCCAUGGCCAAGGCCUGCCGGCAGCCACCCAUUGUCUUCCUGCCUAAGCUUGUAUAUGAUAUGCUCCUGUCCACUGACAGCAGUGGCUUGCCCAAGUCUGCCUCCCUCCUGCCUUCUCCUUCUGUUAUGUGGACCAGCUCCUUCCGGCCCCUGCUCAGCAAGAUGAUGACAUCAACUGAACAGUCUCUCUACUACCGGCAGUGGACAGUGCCCCGGCCCAGCCACAUGGACUAUGGCAACAGAGCUGAGGGCCGUGUGGACAGCUUCCAUCCACGCAGGCUGCUACUCAGUGGGCCACCUCAGAUUGGGAAGACGGGUGCCUACCUGCAGUUCCUCAGUAUCUUGUCCAGGAUGUUGAUUCGGCUGACAGAAGUGGAUGUUUAUGAUGAAGAAGAGAUCAAUACCAGCCUCCAAGAGGAAUCGGAUUGGCAUUACCUCCAGCUCACCGACCCCUGGCCAGACCUGGAGCUCUUCCAGAAGAUGCCUUUUGAUUACAUCAUUCAUGACCCGAAGUAUGAGGAUGCCAGUCUGAUUUGUUCACACCAUCAGAGCAUCAAGAGUGAAGACAGAGGGAUGUCCAGGAAGCCGGAGGACCUGUAUGUGCGGCGUCAGACAGCACGUAUGAGACUGUCCAAGUAUGCAGCAUACAACACGUACCAUCACUGUGAGCAGUGCCAGCAGUACAUGGGCUUCCACCCUCACUACCAGCUCUCUGAGUCCACCCUGCACGUCUUUGCCUUCUCUUGCUCCAUGCUAGGAGAGGAGAUCCAGCUCCACUUCAUCAUCCCCAAGUCCAAGGAGUACCACUUUGUCUUCAGCCAACCCGGAGGCCAGCUGGAGAGCAUGCGCUUGCCCCUCGUCACUGACAAGAGUCACGAACACAUCAAAAGCCCAACCUUCACUCCGACAACGGGCCGGCAUGAGCACGGGCUCUUUAAUUUGUACCAUGCAAUGGACGGAGCCAACCAUCUACACGUGCUGGUGGUCAAGGAAUAUGAAAUGGCCAUUUAUAAGAAAUACUGGCCCAACCACAUCAUGCUUGUCCUCCCAAGCAUCUUUAACAGUGCUGGAGUUGGGGCUGCCCACUUCCUGAUCAAAGAGCUGUGCUACCACAACCUGGAGCUGGAGAGGAACCGACAGGAGGAGCUGGGGGUCAAGCCUCAGGACAUCUGGCCCUUCAUCGUCAUCUCUGAUGACUCCUGUGUGAUGUGGAAUGCGGCAGAUGUGGACUGUGCUGGAGAACGCAGCAGGGAAUUUUCCUGGUCGGAGAGGAAUGUCUCUCUGAAACAUAUCAUGCAGCAUAUUGAGGCGUCCCCUAACAUCACACACUAUGCCCUGAUCGGCAUGCGGAAGUGGGCCAGCAAGACCCGGGGCCGUGAGGUGCAGGAGCCUUUUUCCCGAUGCCAUGUGCAUGACUUCAUCAUCCUCAAUGUAGACUUGACCCAGAAUGUACAGUACAACCAGAACCGGUUUACGUGUGACGACGUAGACUUCAACCUCCGUGUACACAGUGCUGGCCUCCUGCUUUGCCGAUUCAACCGCUUCAGUGUCAUGAAGAAGCAGAUAGCGGUGGGCGGGCACAGGUCCUUCCACAUCACGUCUAAGGUAUCUGACAGCUCUGUGGCCAUUGUGCCUUCCCAGUACAUCUGUGCCCCGGACAGUAAGCAUACGUUCCUGGCAGCUCCCGCCCAGCUCCUGCUGGAGAAGUUCCUCCAGUACCACAGCCACCGCUUCUUCCCACUGUCUCUGAAGAACCAUGGCCACCCCGUGCUGUCUGUAGACUGCUACCUUAACCUGGGUCCUCAGAUUUCUGUGUGUUAUGUGAGCUCCAGGCCCCACUCCUUAAACAUCAGCUGCUCUGAGAUGGUGUUCAGCGGGCUCCUGCUGUACCUCUGCGACUCUUUUGUGGGGGCUAGCUUCUUGAAAAAAUUCCACUUCCUGAAAGGAGCCACCUUGUGUGUGAUUUGCCAAGACCGGAACUCACUCCGCCAGACCGUGGUCCGCCUGGAGCUGGAAGAUGAGUGGCAAUUCCGGCUGCGGGAUGAGUUCCAGACAGCCAAUGCCAAGGAAGACAGGCCACUCUUUUUCCUCACUGCACGGCACAUCUGAGAGAUGGACCCUGGCAGAGCUCCUGAGAGUGUGAGGUCAUCAGGACCCACCUGCCACUGAGGCUACUGAAAGCCCCAGACCAAGGGGUAUAAGAACUCCAGCAUGCCCGGAGAUGGUCAUGCACAGCCUCUUGAGACGCAUGUCACGAUGUCCUGUGGCAGAUAAUGACUUAGAGUCACAGGCAUGAGUCCUUGAUAGGCAGGACUGAAAACCAAAGACUACUGUGUUCUGGGCCGGACCACAUGCCCUGAGCUAUCUUGAAGUCCGUUAUAUGCAGAAUGAAGUUUUGCUCAGUCUGUUGACAUUCAUAUGCUUCCAUGGACAAACUUGACUUGCUCUAGAAAACCUUGGGUUAUCAUGUCACGGUGCCUGUGACUAUGAUUUCAAGAAGUAGGUUUCCUAUGACUUGCUACAGAGCAAUAUUCCAAAGGAACAUUUUACCUGUAAAGGCUGGAGAAAAGAAAACAAAAGAGUAGAUUAUUUCAAUAAGAAUUAUUUAAUCACUUACAAGUUUUCUUUGCAGGAGCUAGCCCAAAGGCAUCAAAUUUAAUCUGAUAAAAUGAGUUGCUUUACCUUAGAAACAGUGUGACUCUAUUAAAGUAGUAUGGGGUAAGAACCCCACCUCUUAUAAAGGGCAAAAUGGAAAAGAGGUUUUCUUACAAACCUAAAGGGCUUUAGGGAGGAAGUUAGGGUUGUAGCUGUGGACUGAAGAGUUGCCUUCCAAAGGAAAGAGGACUAAACUGCUUACGUGAUUAAAAAAAAAAAAAGAAAAAAAAAAAGAAAAACCAAAG